This is a messenger RNA of Octopus bimaculoides (California two-spot octopus), 9276 nucleotides long. Its product is annotated as polycomb group RING finger protein 3. NCBI's taxonomy places the organism in Eukaryota, Metazoa, Mollusca, Cephalopoda, Octopoda, Octopodidae. The record is from RefSeq and is a predicted model, not a curated record.
CAAAAUGUCCGACUUUGCCAGCAGUAAAGAACAUGGCCGUCAGGUGUUAUGGUUUUACCCUCAUCCAGUAUGUUUUUGAUGUUUUCAAGGAUUCAGUCCAUUAAGGAAGAAUCUCAGCUGGAGACUCUGGGUAUAUUUUCCAAAGUAUUUGAUCAACAUUUUUCUAUGAAGAUGAGGAUGUCAGUUCUUCUGACACCAUGAUGGAGCGGAGAAUUCGUUUGAAGUCAGUCAAUGUUCACAUUACAUGCACACUGUGUUCUGGCUACCUCAUUGAUGCGACCACCAUCACAGAAUGUCUGCACACAUUCUGCAAAAGCUGUUUGGUUCAGUACCUGGAUGACAAUAACACUUGCCCUACUUGUGAAAUUGUGAUUCAUCAGAGUCACCCACUUAAUUACAUCAGCCAUGACCGGACCAUGCAGGACAUUGUGUACAAACUGGUGCCAGAAUUACAAGAAAAUGAACUACGGCGGCAGCAACAGUUUUAUAAGAGCAGAGGUGUUCCAUUUCCAAAAUCCAUUGGAGCUAAUGAAGAGUGUGUGGAAACUGAACGGACACACACGCAACCACCAGAUUCUGACACCCAAGACUAUCAUCGCAGCGAUGAACAAGUUAACAUCUGUCUAGAAGGUCGAGGUGUAUCGAUGCGCAAUUUGAAACGUAAAUUCAUUCGAUGCUCUUCACAAGCUACCAUAAUGCAACUGAAAAAGUUUGUUGCUUUGAAAGUAUUCAACAGUUCAGCUAAGCAUACAGAUAUUGAUAUUCUCUGUAAUGAUGCCAUCCUAGGAAAAGAUCAUACGCUGAAAUUUAUUUCAGUCACAAGUUGGCAAGCCAAAGACACACCAUUAAUGUUACAUUAUCGACAGAGGGUUGACUUGUGAAGGGUUGUACCCUCUUCUGCUCUUUUCUUUCUACAUACAUGCAGAGACUAAUAGACAUAUAAAAUUCACAUGUGCACACAAUGCGUGCACUAUAUACAUACAUACAUACAUGUGCGUGUGUCUGUGUACACACGCACACACACAUAUAUACACAUAUAUAUAUAUAUUUAUGUGUAUAUAUAUUUAUGUACAUAUAUAUAUAUAUAUAUAUAUAUAUAUAUAUAUAUAUAUAUAUAUAUAUAUAUAUAUAUAUAUAUAUAUAUAUAUAUAUAUAUAUAUAUAUAUAUAUAUAGAUAUAUAUAUUUAUGUGCAUAUAUGUAUCUGUGUAUAUCUACAUAUGGAUCUGUUAUCAUUUCUGCUGUCGCCAUUGGUAUACAUAGAACAAAUCAACAAAGUGUUGUACAUUUCUGCUUGAUGAGGAUGUUUACUGACAUCUGUCGAUGACUGAAAUGGAGAAAGAUAACGUCCUGUGUAUUUCUUGUACAUAUCCCUUGGAUAGCUAUGACGUCUGUGUUACCGGAGCAGUUCUUCGACUCUUGUUCUGUCUCCUUUCUGUUGCUUCAACCAUGCUAAUAUUUCCUUACUACCAUCAACACAACAGACUGCACUACUUGGAUGGUGGAAUAACAUGAAGUAGUUAACCUCGCCAACAAAAUAGUGUGGCAAUUGGCAAAAUUGUCUCCCUCCCCCUCCCUCCCCCUCUCUCUCUUUCUCUCUCUCUCUUUCUCUCUCUCUCUUUCUCUCUCUCUCUCUCUCUCUCUCUCUUUUUUUUUUCCCACCUCUUCUAAUUUCCCCACCCGUAAAAUCUAUGUAUGUGAUAACAGUGGUCAGAAUAUGGUUACAGUGUCGUUGUUGUUGUUGUUGUUGUUGUUGCUACCUCUCAUUCUUCAAUUUCUUCAAUGAUCUACAACUCUUGGUCAACUAUUCCACCUCUCUCAACAACAACAAAAAGAAAAAAAAAACCUUUCAUUUUGAAAAGCAUAGUAAAGAAUCUGUGUAGCUGACUUACAUGUUUAUGAGUGUCUGUGUAUAUAUAUAUAUAUAUAUAUAUAUAUGUGUGUGUGCACAUGAUUGUAUGUGUGAAUAUUUGCAUGUAUAUGUAUGAAACGCACUUGGUCAUACAUGUGUGUGUGUGUGUGUAUAAAUAUAUGUAUAUGUGUGUAUGUGUAUAUUUAUAUAUGUAUGUAUAUGUGUAAUACACACACAUACAUGCAUAUAUAUGUGUGUGUGUGUGUGUGUGUGUGUAACAUGCAUGUACAUGCAUAAAUGUUUAGUUAUAUGUAUUUAGGUUACCUUACAGUCUUUUUGGACUGUCUAAAAACCUUAUUCGAUUUUAACUUCUUUUUCAUAAGCCGUUUGACUUCUAGAGCUUCAUGUUGAAUUGUGUUGUUUUGAGAUAGCUUCUCCUGAAAAAUAAGAAUGAUGUGACCAAACAUUGGAUGGUGCAGGUGGCAGGGGAUGGUGGAGGUCACUGUCAUUUGUGGAAGUCUAACUUUGUCUAGUUUAAAGAGUUUCAAAAGCAGGGAAGUAAAUUGGUUGGUUCAAACCUUCAAAUUUAACCAAUUGGCUAGCAGAAACUUUUUUUUUAAUAAUUUUUUUUUUUAUAGCGUUUUAGUUUUUUUUCCCCUUUGUCCCUUAUGCUUGGUCUUCCUUGCUCAGUAUCUUCUAAAUCGACUCCUCUUCAAUUUUCACUAUGUGUUUGUCUCUGUCUUCCUUUCUCUGGUUAUCCUCUUGUUUGAUGCAUCCAGCUCUUCUUGUUUUGUCUCUCUGUUACUCAGUUCCCUUCCAACUUCUCUUGGAUGCUGAUCAUUUGAAUGUGCCAACUUUGUGUAUGUUAUAUCCGUGAUGAAGCAUAUGUUCUUCACAACCAGGUGUGACACAAUAUACCAGUGAAAACAAUAGUGAUUACAACAAGAAAGGUUGAUCUAAGCUUUUCUGGAUUGGAACAAUGAAAGCAACAACAAGGAAAACAGUUAUGCCACACACACACACACACCAAAAAAAAUGGUUAAUGGAAUCACGAUAAUGAUUAUAACUGCCAGAAUUUUAACUGUUAUGUAUCAAAAAUAAGAUUUAUCAAAGCUAAUGUGUGUGUGUGUGCAUGCAUGCGCAUGUGUGUGUGUGCGUGCAUUGUGUGUGUGUGUAUAUAUAUAUAUAUAUAUAUAUAUAUAUAUAUAUAUAUAUAUUAUGUAUGUAUAUAUGUUAGUGUACCUGUAUAUAUUACACAGCUUAUAUUGAGAUAUAUAGUAUAUAUGCACACUCACACACAUAAGCAUACAUGCAGAGUGAGGUAAGAGAAUUUAUGACAAAAUCUUUUUCUUUUAGGAUUCUGUCUGUUUGUAUAUUCUUAGUAUGUAUGGAACUGCAAUUGAUUUUAAAGCCUCCACAUAAAAGGUGUUAUAUAUUUUCCCCCUGUGAAACAGCAUGUAUGUACACAUAUGUCCCUCGUCUGUUGUUUUGUACGCUACAAAUUAAAUCAGCUUUACAAUUGCAUGGCUUUAGUGUUAAAGCAAAAAGUCAUUCAGUUUAGACUAUAAAGCAACAGUGUAUGUAGUGGAAGGGUCUCACAAAAGAAGAUAUUGCAAGGAAAGGAAAAUAUUACUUGAUAACCAAAAACUUUUUAGAAGUUACAAGCAUUAAUUGUUAUUUCUGUUCAUGCUAUCAACUUAGAGAGCAAAAGUUAGUGGUCACAGUUUUUCCUCUGGAAUUAUUGCACUGUUCUUUACAGUUGAAGAUGUAGCACAUGUAUUGCAGAGAACAGUCCCCAUGUUCUUAUCAUGUUUAAUGUUAUGCUAGUAAACUUCCAAAAUGACUGGAUGUAUGUUUGUAUGUACUUAUGUAUACAUGUUAUCUUUCUUUGUUAACUGCUUGAAUUUUUUCUAUAAUGAAGGAUCUGGUUUCAAACAGAAUCAAAGAUCUAUCAUGGGAAUUUAGAUAACAGUAAUUGUUUUGAGCUACUUGUGGAACUUAAGAAAAGUUUUGCUUAUUUUUACUGAAAUGCCUACAGAUUGUAUUAGUAAAGUGUUUAUUAGCUGGUCACUUCCAUUGCCUGGAAAUCUCAACUUUUUUGAGCAUUUAGGCAUUUACCAACAUGCAGCUUUUUCCCUACUAACUAUUUAUUAGAAAUAAAAAACGAAUUUUUCAGACAGAUAUGUAGGUUUUGAUAUUGUGUGUGUGUUUGUGCAUGUGCGUGCGUGUAGAUAGAGGUAUGGUCAAUUAGUUAAAAAUUUUACUUUGCAGUAAUGAGGUUUCAGAUUUGAUCCUGCUGUUUGACAUCUUGGGUGAGCCUUGGAUCAAUCUAAACCUUUGUGAAUGAAAUUUAGUGUAUGGAAACUAUGGAAGCCCGUCAGAUGGUUUAUACUGUACAUGUAAUUGAACGUGCCAUCCUUAAUCCAUACUAUCAUAAUGAUUCUGCUUGAAGAUUAUGUUAAGGAUAUUAGUUUCUGUGGAAUCUGAAUCACAAUGGUACAUUGAACUGGUAGUUCAGUUGAUUGAAUGACUAGAAUACUCAUUGUUGGAACCAGUAGAGUAUUUGUUAUGUAUGCAGUUGUACUUACCUUACCGGAUUAUUCAACACUGCAAUCUGCAUACAAGUUAAUAAUGUAAUUUUGAAAACAGUAUUUGGCGUUUAUGGCUACAUGUAUGUGCACAUAUACACCUACAAUUAUUAAUUAAACCAUUCAUACAUAUGAAAUGUGUUUCUAAUAUAGUAAUCUAGCAAUUUCGAAUUCUUACCAUUUUAUUGCUGCUGAUUUAGUCAUCUUCAAAAGUGGUUUUCUGUUGAUAAUGGUUUUAAAACUCCAGAAAAGUAAGAUACAAACCAGAUUAGUUGCAUUAGCAUUCUUUCAAGCAAAAGAGUUUAAUACUUUGUUAAUUCUCAUAGAUGUUGCUCACUAAACUAUUUUUGAAUCCCACCUCUUGCUAGUUUUAUUAAAUCUCAUCUCAUUAUCAAGUAAAUAUUUUAAAGCUGUUUUGUGAAAACAAAGUGUUGGAACAUUCUUUCAGAAAUUAUACCCUGCUAUUGUUUUUUUCUUUCUUUCACCUCACCCAUUAAGAAAAGAACAAAAAAAAGAAAGCUUAAGAAACUUAUUCUCUAAAAUGAACGACAUCCUUGCUUAGAAUUCAUCUGAUGUAAUAGAAAUUUAUAAAAAAGAAAUCAACAUGGAAAAUAAGUUCAAUAUUUUAUAAACCAGUUGACAGGAAGUAAAAAGUGCAACAUUUUUAUAUAAAAACUUUUAUUAUUAAAAGAGAUUUCAAAACUAAAAUGCGAGAAUAAGAAACAAUAGAACUGUCCAGUGAUUGUUACGUUUUGUUUCUGCAGAUUAAGAUAUUUACCUAUUGUUUUUGGUGUUUGUGUUAAAGCUAGAGUAGAAUUUCUUGUUUAAACUCCAAACAUUCUUUAUGUAAAACUGUUAUUGAUGGAUAUCUGGACGCUUGGAACCAAUGAAUAUUGAAGUGUUCUUCAAAAGUAUUUUAACUAGGCAUUUGCUUCCCCUCUCUCGCAAAAAAAAAAACAAAAAAACAAAACAAAAAAAAACAAAACCCCAAAAAUAAAACAAAAAAUAAAAACAUACCUGCAUAUCUGCACAUUUUCAUUUCCCAUUGUGUAAUGUGUGUGUGUGUGUGUGUGUGUGUGUGCAUGUGUGCAGGCAUGUGCACGUGUGUAACCAAUGAUUCCAUAUUGCAGGUUUGGGGAUUUCCUAUGCUGUGUGUGUGUGUAUACAAAUAUAUGUGUGAUCUAACCAUUUUAUGUUCUUCAGCUUCAUGUUUCAUGUUUCUUCCCAAUGAAUGAGGGAGGCAGCUCAGAAACUCACUAUCCCAUUUCUCUCUUUUAAAAGAAAUACUUCUACAUACUCUAGACUGGAAUAAAUCAGUAGUUUAUUUAGUAAAAGUUGCUAUGUUUAAAAAUUAAACAUAGUUUGAAAUUUAACCAUGCUUCUAAUCUUCCGGAUUCUAUAAAUCUUAGAUUUAACAUUUCUUAUUUCUUUACUGCCCACAAGGGGAUAAACAUAGAGGGGACAAACAAGGGAUUAAGUCAAUUACAUCAACCCCAGUGUGUAACUGAUAUUUAGUUUAUCGAGCCCGAAAGGACGAAAGGCAAAGUCGACCUCGGGGGAAUUUGAACUCAGAAUGUAGUAGCAGAUGAAAUACCGCUAAGCAUUUCGCCCGGCGUGCUAACGUUUCUGCCAGCUCGCCGCCUUUCUAGCAUUUCGCCCGGCGUGCUAACGUUUGUUUGCAAAUUCAUUGUAUUAGAUUUAACAUUUCUAUUUAUGAAAUAUCACAAGGUUUUCAUCUUUAACCCUUUUGUUAUCGAAUUUCUAUUGAAACACUGCCUUCAUUUCAAGUAAUUUUGAACAUUAUAAUGAAUUUAGUAAACUAGCUUUGUCAUUUUUAAGUUGGUGUUACGAGCACAAAUUAAAAUAAGAUUUUGAUUGAAGUUUUCAGUUGAGAUCAUUUUGAAGCUGGGAGUUUGUAUCAUAGAACCAAGGGCAGUCUUGGGUGGCUUGGUAUCAAAAGGGAGUAAAGUUUCUUUAAUCCUUACUUUAAUUCUCUCUCUUUGGGGCUUAAUUCUAAGAGAACACUAACUAGAAACUUUGAAAAUAUAUUACAAGCUAAGUUUAUGGUCAAUUAAGAUGCAUAUUGUUAUUCACAGUUAAUCUUGUAUAACUACAUAUUUUGUAAAAAUAUAUUGCUAGAAAAAUUACAUGACUUAGAUCUGUCCUCAGUCUGAGUAACUUUUGAUAGAUGUGCUUUGUAUUUCUUGGAAAAAUAGCUGUUCCCUUUAGCAAAAAUGUUUUCUGAUCCUUUUGAUUUUCCUGGUCUUCUCUUGUUUCCCUGAUGUUAUUCAUAAAUCCCCUGAAAUCCUUUUGCUGAAGUCAGUUUUGUGGAAAUAUGUGACUCAAGGACUGCAUGCAAAGAUAUUUUAAAAGUCUUCCAUGUUGUUAGAUAUUGAUAUAGCACUUUUAUUUCACAUGUUAUAAUAUAAAUAGUCUUUGUUGUUUAGCCCUAGGUCAGCCCUGAUUAAGUAGACUUAUGAUCAAAAGUGUUUCAGCCAUAACCAUUCCUUUUAUUCAAGCAUUGUACAUCCAUCCAAUGCUGCAUCAUUCGGUGUAGUCAUAGCUGUCAGCUUAUUUAAGAUGAUGGUGUGGGAUUUAAGGGAAUUUGGCUGCUAUUUCUAGCAGGUCAAGCAACCAUGUAGUGGCACCUUUGAUGAAUGCAUUGUAGUUGAGUAGUUAAAGUCUUAUGAUAUUGUGUUUGCGAGAUUAGAACUUCAAACUUUGCUAUGAUUGAGUUGUUAUAAUGCUAUAAUUCAGUAUAGCAUCUUGUAUUGUAUCUGUUUUACCAAAAUAUUUUAGAAUUGCCAUCAAGGAAGUCCUCCAGUUUCCAGUAGUUUCUUAUACAGGAAAUGACAGACACAAAAACAAGAGAUUCACUCAUUCUGUUGAAUAGUUUGUAUGAGAACAAACUGAAGGGGUUGCUGGUUUUCAACUCCUUUUUUUCUGUAGGGAGUGAUAUUAAGUUGACACUAAGAAAUAGUGUUUGUCAAUCCCAUUGUUAGACUGGUUUGAUCUUCUUGAUUUGGACUAAUAUUGUUUUUGCUAUUUAUUGCCGAUACGAAAAAUAAUUCUGAAAAAUGAGACAAUUUCUUGUCUGCUGCUGUUAUUUCUCUUUUCUAAGCAUUAAAUGUCUGUGAGAUGCUUUCUCAGGACAGAUACCACAGUAUUACAACAUUCUUACAAUACAUCCACAAUAAAUAGGAUAUAGAGACUUAAAUUUAGAGAGCUUAUUCUCUUUUUUCAACUUUUAAACAGUUGUUAUGCUUUUCUGCCACAUCAUAUAAUAUCAAAUAAAUACAGAGCAAGUCUCUCUUUCUCUUCUCUAAUUUAUGCACUCUUAGGCUAGCACUAUUAUGAAGAAAAUUUGUUUGCAGAUUCAUUGUAUUUAAUUCAGUAAUCUGUUUAAUACAAAAGAACAUUUUAAACAUAUACUCCUGAAUAGUCUGUGAGGUUUCUUAAACAUGGAUUUACCCAAAAUGACAUUGUGAAUGGUAUUAAACCUUAAUGUUGCAUUGUUCAUUUUCCUUUUUUUUUUUUUUUUUGUCACUCCAUCUUCCACCAUUAACCAUUGUGACAUCUGUAUUCCUGGCCAUUCCCCAAACCCAUAAUCCUUUAAUAGUAGAGACACUACCGAAUUUUUCUCUAUCAGAAUCACCUUGGAAACAAUAUAUUUUACUUUGUUCUUUCAGAUUUGAAAAUUGACACUGUAUGUACAUUGUUUAGUUUUAUUUCCGCUUAUAUCUGACACUUCUCUCCAUGAGAGGGGAAAUCAGCUUCACUAUACUUAAAAACUUUAAAAAAAAAACAACAAAAAACAAACAAGCAAAAAAAAAACAAACAAACCCCCCCCUGCUCCUUCUUGUAUUUUUCUGUUAUAUAUAUAUAUAUAUAUAUAUAUAUAUAUAUCAUAUCAUAUUGUGUAUUUGUUGGUGUUUUGUGAUGGAAAAUAGUUUGGCUAUUAUCUCUCUCUCUUUCUCUUUCCCUCCCCCCUCUUUCUAACUCACUAACUUUCAUUAUACAAAGAUUGUUACAGAUUCUCCUUGUUGUUGCUUACAAAAAUUGGUUUUUAAAUUGAGUGAACAACCAGUUACUUAAGCAAGUGCAACACUAUUUUUGUUGGAGAUAAAACGAGGUGAGGUCAUUAUUACAACCUGCAUCAAAUGAGAUGAAGUCAUUAUUACAACCUGCAUCAUAUUAAAUCAGUUUUAUUUAUUUUUUUCUUUAAUCAGAGGUGAAAAUUUACCACACGGGUUGGACAAAGGUAAAGAAUUAAGAAAUUAGAGCCUGAUCUCAGUUGGCCUUCUCCCCAUACCUUUACCUCCAUAUACACUCUCACACGCUUAUACACAUUCAUAGUUAUAAACACUCACUUAUUAUUACACACACACACACAUGUUCACACAUGCAUACAUCUACAUGCAAACAUUUACACUGCCUUUUAAAAUCCAUCUGUAAAAUACACAUAGACCCAUACAGAUACCUAUAAUAAUAGUAAUAAUAAUAAUAAUAAUAAUAAUAAUAAUAAUAAUAAUAAUAAUAUGUCCUUUAAAUUUAUAUGCAUGGGAACAUAUAUAUUCAUACGACCACCUAUUUCCCAGCCCCUCCCCCCAACUCAAUCACAAACAGUUAUACAGUCACCUUAAAUUUACACUUACUGAUACAGAAACACAAUCCUGUACAAAAGAGACUUCUAUAUGCUGAGAUAUAAAGCAGGACUCAGUUAGCCUUACCUUACUGAGGCACUCAGUCUAUUGACUAUUACACAGCUAACAGUCACACGGUGCUGCUGUAGCUGAUAAUUCUCAAAAUAUUUAUAAUAAAAGAAAGAUUUCAAUUUU